AUGUAUGCGGCGGCGCGGCGGCAAAGGGUGUCGACCGGAGAAAUCAAUCAACCGGCAAGAAUGGGAGGAAGAACAAAUAGAAGAGAAACUUACAUGUUAGCGCUGCGGAUGAUCGGCAGGCGUCUUCUACUAGCGGCGGCGGAUGAUCGGUGGGCGUCUUCUACUAGCGGCGGCGGAUUACGGAGAAUAAGUGAUAUAAAUGGAACUGAAUCACUAUUUCCACCCAUUACUAAUUUGAAAAACCUUGAAAUACUAUAUUUUCUCCUUAGUUUCUUAGAAAUGUUUCUUAACUUUCCUUGCACAGAUCUAAAAGAUUUUUAUUUGUUCUCAUUGAGGCAAAUUGAAGCUGCUACAAACAGUUUUGAUACUGCUAACAAGAUUGGAGAAGGUGGUUUUGGUCCUGUUUACAAGAUCUGUAUUGGCUUAGCUCGUGGUCUGGCUUUUCUCCAUGAAGAAUCAUGGCUAAAGAUUGUCCAUAGAGACAUCAAGGCUACAAAUGUGUUGCUUGAUAAGGAUCUUAAUCCCAAGAUAUCUGAUUUUGGUCUGGCCCAAACUUAA
Molecule: messenger RNA, 558 nt
Organism: Impatiens glandulifera
Lineage: Eukaryota; Viridiplantae; Streptophyta; Magnoliopsida; Ericales; Balsaminaceae
Product: putative cysteine-rich receptor-like protein kinase 30
Exons: 4
Coding region: 1-558 (185 amino acids)
Biological process (GO): protein phosphorylation
Molecular function (GO): ATP binding; protein kinase activity
Source: RefSeq, a predicted model, not a curated record